Molecule: messenger RNA, 1836 nt
Organism: Salvelinus namaycush (lake trout)
Lineage: Eukaryota; Metazoa; Chordata; Actinopteri; Salmoniformes; Salmonidae
Product: leucine-rich repeat and immunoglobulin-like domain-containing nogo receptor-interacting protein 1
Exons: 1
Coding region: 1-1836 (611 amino acids)
Molecular function (GO): protein binding
Source: RefSeq, a predicted model, not a curated record
AUGUUUGUGGAGUCUGUUGUCCGAUGGGGGGCAUGGAGCAUCUUGCUCCAGUGUGGAUUAUUGGGCGUGUCAGCAGGGGACUUCCCCUGGCCUUGCCCUGCCAGGUGUGUGUGUCGGCUUGAAACUUUAGAAGUGAACUGCUCUGACAAACAGCUGACUUCUGUGUCUGAGGGCUUCGCUAGUGGCACCCAGCACAUUAACUUAUCUCGUAACAAGCUGAAGACGCUGGGUCGUCGCCAGUUCUUUGGCAUGACCCAGCUAGAGGAUCUGGACAUUAGUGACAAUGUCAUUGCCAUGAUUGAAGUGGAGGCUUUCCAGGGCCUGCAGAACCUCAAGACCCUGUGCAUUAGGAGCAAUCACCUCAAGAUCAUCUCUGUGGGUGUCUUCUCCGGACUGCCCAGCCUGCGCUUCCUGGACCUGAGUGAGAACGAGAUCCUAGUCUUUCUGGACUUUACUUUCCGUGAGUUGGUGAGCCUGCACCAGCUGGAGGCUGGGGAGAAUGACCUGGUGUUCAUCUCCCAGCGGGCCUUUACCGGCCUGCAGAACCUGCAGAAGCUCAAUCUGGACCGCAGCAACCUGACCUCCAUCCCCACCGAGGCACUGUCCCAGCUCCAGAGCCUGACUCGGCUGCGCAUGAUCCGCCUCACCAUCUCGGCGCUGCCCAACAAUGCCUUCCGCCGCCUGCAUCGGCUGCGUAGCCUCGUCAUCUCCCACUGGCCCUUGCUGGACACCCUGGCCAGCAACAGCCUGAUUGGCCUCAACCUCACAUCGCUGGUCAUCAGCAGCUGCAAUCUCAGUGCUGUCCCAUACCAGGCGCUGCGCCACCUGGUCUACCUGGGCUACCUGGACCUGUCCUACAACCCCAUCACAGCCAUCAAGGGUAACCUACUGGGGGACCUGUUGCGGCUGCAGGAACUGCACCUGGCUGGGGGCAACUUGCUCCGCAUCGAGCCAGGGGCCUUCAGGGGGCUGGCAUACUUCCGUAUGCUCAACGUGACAUCCAACCAGCUCAGCACACUGGAGGACAGUGCCUUCCACUCGGUGGGGAAUCUGCAGGUUCUGCGGCUGGAUGGGAACCCCCUGGCCUGCGACUGCCGACUACUCUGGGUGGUCCGCCGGCGACAGCGCCUGAACUUUGACGGUCGCCAACCCACCUGCUCCACCCCGGACAUGGUGCGAGAACGGGAAUUCCGGGACUUCUCUGAGAAAGAGCUCCCGAGACUGUUCACCUGCCGGCAGGCCCGCAUUGUAGACCGCAGGUCCCAGGAGGUCAGGGUGGAGGAGGGCACUACGGUGCUCUUCUCCUGCAAGGCAGACGGUGACCCAAUGCCCUCCUUUACCUGGUUGUCGGCCCAGCGGAUUCCGCUCUCCACUACGGGGCGCAUCAGGGUAUUGUCCAAUGGGACUCUAGAGGUACGCUAUGCCCAGGUUCAGGACAGCGGCACAUACCAGUGCACGGCGGGCAACGCAGCUGGCAACGACAGCCUGUACGUCAGCCUCUAUGUGAAGGGUUUCCCACGUAACCGCACCAUGCCCUUUUUCACCGACGAAGGCUGGAUAGAGUCCUCACACGCCCCUACUGCCAACUCCUCUACCCAGGUGGCCAACCAGUACCCGUUUGAUGCCAAGACACUGAUCAUCGCCACCACCAUGGGCUUCCUGUCCUUCCUCAGCUCAGUGGCUAUCUGCUUCGUCUUCAUGUUCUUCUGGAGCCAGAGCAAGGGGCAAAUCAAACACACAGCAACCAUCGACUAUGUACCCCGUACCUCAAUGGGGGUAGGAGGAGGAGGAGGAGGUGGAGGGGAUGCUGGCAAGUUCACCAUGAAGCUUAUCUAA